Messenger RNA from Acanthosepion pharaonis, 549 nucleotides. NCBI's taxonomy places the organism in Eukaryota, Metazoa, Mollusca, Cephalopoda, Sepiida, Sepiidae. The record is from the annotation of a GenBank genome assembly.
AUGGUCAAAGCAGAGAUGGAACUCAUGUCCGGUCCUCGCGUUUUCGGGGUCCGACGCUGGAAUCGCAAAUGGCUCAAUCAUGUCGUCGAUUCUGCUGCCAAUCGAUGGGGGUGGAUGGCCAUGACACAUAAUGUGGUUAACUCAAUUGGAGCCGGAUCUUUCUCUCCUCUCUCUCAAAUUCUCUUUCAGAUAUUUCUUUCUUUUCUCUCUCUCUCUCUUAACUUCUCUUUUAGAUAUUUUUCUCUCUCUCUCUCUCUCUUUUUAGUUCUUUCUGUCACUUUCAAUUUAAUCUCUUCAUUCCCCAACUUUAAGAAAACGGUUGUCUGUUAUAUUUUUCUUUUUCCUACUCUUUACACCUAUACUACACAUGACCUUCAUUCAAACACUAGUUGUCCAGUUCUUACCCUUCCUACUUUUGUAUAUGUUCAUCAUUUCCUUCCUCCUUUCUUUUCCCUAAAUACCACAGGGGUGAAAGGUCAGCUGAAUCAGAGUUGCUGUGGUUAUCUUUUGACCAUAUCUAUUGUCUAUUCUUCUUCAUCCUUGUUCUAA